AUCAUCCAACCACGAAACUUCUGCUACUAAUAAUAAAUGAUAGUCUUCAUGUUGCAUUGAAUAUCAAGAUCCCAACUUUUAAUUUUCUUGAAAAUCAAGUCUCUCUCUCUAUAUAUAUAUAUUGAACCCCAUUCUUGAAUUACCCAAGUCACAAAAAAAGAAAAAAACUGAGUCUUUACAUUGAAUUUCAAGAAUUCCCAAAGAUUGAAACAACAUUCUUGAAUUUUCUGUGUUAAUUAUAAGUCUUGUUUGGUUAUUAUCUUUCUGAAUUCACAUAAAAGAUGCCACCUUUUGCUGGAUCUCAUCCUCUUUCUCAUGGUUUUUCAAGAAACUCUAAUGAUUCAUCUUCAAAUAUUGUCACCAUUGAUGUAGGUGGUCAGCUUUUUCAAACAACCAAACAGACCUUAAAGCAAUCAGGUUCAAAAUCAAUUCUUUCUGAAAUUUCAAAUCUUGAUGGUACCAUUCCAUUUAUAGACAGAGACCCUGAAAUUUUUUCAAUCUUGCUUUCCCUUUUAAGAACUGGAAAUUUACCCUCAAAGGCCAAAACUUUUGAUAUUCAAGAUUUGGUUUUUGAAUCUCAGUACUAUGGUGUUGAACACCUUUUAUUAAAUUCUCAAUCAAACCCUUCUCAGUUUGAGCCUUUUGAUCUUGAAAAAUCAUUGAUUUUGCCAUUAAGUGGUAGAGAUUCACCUACUGCUAUCUCAACAACUCAAUUAGGUUCAGUUCAUGUUGCUCAUGGUUGUAAAAUCACUUCAUUUGAUUGGUCAUUGAAAAGAAAAUCAACCAUUUUAACACAAUUUGCUGGUAUUGAUUCUAUGUUAUCAUUGUCACCAAAUGUUGUUGCUGCUGGUGCUACUGACUUUUCAGGUUUACAAAUUAUUGAUGUUAAUAAAGGGUUUGUUAAGGAGACUUUAAACUGGGAAAAUGUGACUAAAUCUGGUUCAACAGUACAAGCAAUUGGUGCCUCAAAUGAGUACUUGUUCACUAGUUUUGAAUCAGCCAGGAGAAAUUCUAACUGCAUUAUGAUAUACGAUUUGAACAACGGUUUUAGGCCUGUUGCUGAGAUUGGUCACUAUGAAAUCUUUGGUGCUGAAUUGGAUUCCGCGAUUCCAGCGACUAAACUGAGUUGGAUUUCUAGUCAUAACUUGUUGAUGGCUGCUGGUUCGCAUAGCGGACCUUCUGGUGUUAGCGGGAACAUUAGGUUUUGGGAUUUAAGGUCUGGAAACGCGGUGUGGGAGAUAAAAGAAAAUGUGGAUUGCUUCUCUGAUUGCACAGUUUCGGAUGAUCUUUCAGCUAUACUGAAAGUCGGUGUGCAUUCAGGCGAAGUUUUCAUUUCGGAUUUGAGGAAUAUUGGUAAGGAAAAUUCUUGGACUUGUCUUGGUGAUCAAAGAAAAGUAGUAACAAAUGGUAAAAAAGAAGGUUUUGGAAGUAAGAUUGAGAGUCAUGGGAAUCAAGUUUUUUGUAGUAAAGGUGGAAAUUUGGAUUUGUGGUCUGAGGUUUUGAUUGGUAAUUCUAUAAAAGAUAGAGUUUUUAGGAAGAACACAAUGGGGAGAGCAAAAGAUAGUUGUGGAAAUAAGAUAACUCAUUUCAGUUUUGGAGGUAACAAAAUGUUUGUUACAAGGAAAGAUCAACAAUUUGUUGAAGUUUGGCAGAGUUCAGUAAGGGGAUUCUAAGUUCCGCGACUUUGUUUUUGAAAAUGCUGCAUCAUCUGUGUUGGAUCGUUAAACAAUGCACUAGAUCUGACACGCACCUGUCGAUAUUAUUCAAGAGUUCGAGCAGCAUAGUUGGCAGGAGUUAGAAAAGAUGUUGCAUCAUCUGUGUCGGAUCCCUCAACAAUGCACUACUUUUGGAGGAUAUCCGACACACACCUGUCGAUGCUAUUCAAGAGUUCGAGCAACAUAGUUGACAGUAGUUAGAUUAGCUGGAAGUUUUUAUGAGUAACCACCUUAUUUUCAAUCUCUGAUUCUUGUUUUUUCAUUACUAUUAAUUUAUCUGUAGAUACUUUCUUUCAUUGCACAAAUUGUAUGUAUAUGACGCGAGUGGAAUAUCAAACUUUAUUUUACUGUUUUCA
Molecule: messenger RNA, 2071 nt
Organism: Lycium barbarum (goji berry)
Lineage: Eukaryota; Viridiplantae; Streptophyta; Magnoliopsida; Solanales; Solanaceae
Product: BTB/POZ domain-containing protein At5g41330
Exons: 1
Coding region: 282-1673 (463 amino acids)
Biological process (GO): protein homooligomerization
Molecular function (GO): protein binding
Source: RefSeq, a predicted model, not a curated record